This is a messenger RNA of Daphnia carinata, 1169 nucleotides long. RefSeq lists its product as uncharacterized. The coding region runs from base 41 to 478 and encodes 145 amino acids. NCBI's taxonomy places the organism in Eukaryota, Metazoa, Arthropoda, Branchiopoda, Diplostraca, Daphniidae. The transcript has 7 exons. The record is from RefSeq and is a predicted model, not a curated record.
UGGAUGGAGAAUAACGCGUGGCUGGAGGAACAAUUGAAAAAUGGAUAAGAUAAUACAACAAAAGGAUGGUCAAAUUAUGGACCUGCAGGCUCAAUUAUUGCAACAGCACAAAAUAUUAGAUAACAGCAAAGCUAAGGAUGCUCAAAGUUUGAGUCUACAAGCUCAGCUAGGGGAAAAGAACAAAUUGGAACGGAACAGUUUCCAAACAGGGAAGGAGGUUUUUCCAAACUCAAACCUAACUGAACAUGAGGAUGAAUUGGCAUUAGGCGAACACAUUCAGAUAUUCAGUCUACCACCUGACAGUGUGUUAAAUUUAAAUUCUUUUAGUGCUGCACAAAAAGAAUCGUUAGUAAUAAGCCCAUGCAGUGAAGGAAGUGAACAAUUGUGGGACCGUAUUUGGGCCGAAAAUGGGUGUGGUACGGAAACCAAUAUAUGGCACAAGUUCAACAUGAAACAUGGAUUAGAAUUUAAUGGGUGAUCAAAUCAAGUCUGGAAGUGUUACAGGAUGGAAGAGUCAGCCUACAGAGGAAAAAACACUGAGAGUGCAUUACCAUUAAGGUAUGAGGUAAAGAAAUAGAGUAUGCACAUUGUCUAAUGAGAAGUACCAUCUUGUGUUAAUAAAUCCAGUACAACAGCAAUCCUUUAUAGUUCUGUCACAGCUAGAAACCUCAAAUAAUUCUGCUUCUCUGUCUAAAGAACAACUUGUCCUUUGCGUUCAGAGUGUUGGGGAAACUGGGUACUUAAAUGGCCCUAAAGAUGUUAUAAUUUUGCUGCCAUUGCAGAGAUGAACAUCAUACAUGGACUCUUUAGGUCUAAUCUACCAAAAAAAAUUUUAUCCAAUAGGAAAGGAUUUUCAUGUACUGGGAACACAACUAUCAACAAUGCAACAUUGUACAGCUUCCACCAGAAGUUGAAUCUAUGAGUCAUGUAAGUUACAUGAUCAACAGUUGAUAUGUUUAACGGUGUUGUUUUUCUUUUCUCAAUAUAGGUUAAUAGUAACAUUGGAUCUGAAAAAAUUCUUGGUUGGGGCAAGACACUGAAUAAAUUGUAUUGAUUGGAUGGAUGACGUGACAUUUCUAUACUUAAUUCGGAUUCCCCAGACGGUAUUUGAUAUUUAAAAAAUUGAAGUGCAUAUCUGGGCUCCCUUCUUUUCUGAAGCCCCGUUUCCC